AUGCAAAUGGUACGGUACAAGCCAGAGGGUCUGGAUGUACUGUGCCGAAAUACAAAGUUCUCUCGUAAAGAACUACAGAUAAUGUAUCGAGGUUUCAAGCAGGAAUGUCCAACUGGUAUUGUGAAUGAAGAAACCUUUAAGGAUAUAUAUGCUCAGUUCUUUCCCCAAGGAGAUUCAAGCAAUUAUGCACACUAUGUAUUUAAUGCAUUUGACCACGAUCACAGCGGCUCUGUCAAUUUUGAGGAGUUUGUGAUGGGUUUAUCAGUGCUGUCCAGAGGAAGCCUACAAGAACGACUUCAAUGGGCCUUCAACUUGUACGAUAUCAAUGGAGAUGGUAUAAUAACCAAAGAUGAGAUGACGGAUAUAGUGUCAGCAAUAUAUGAAAUGAUGGGUCGUUUUACUGAGCCUACGGUUGAUGAAAACACCGCUCGAGAUCAUGUUGAACGGGUAUUCUCAAAAAUGGAUUUAAAUAAAGAUGGUGUGAUAUCAUUGGAAGAAUUUAUGGAUACAUGUCGAACAGAUGAAAAUAUCACCAAGGGGAUGGCGAUAUUUGAUACAGUGCUCUGA
This is a messenger RNA of Acanthosepion pharaonis, 567 nucleotides long. The record is from the annotation of a GenBank genome assembly. Lineage: Eukaryota; Metazoa; Mollusca; Cephalopoda; Sepiida; Sepiidae.